AUGGGAGAACGCGCAGAAGAGGAGCAACGUAUGGGCGGUACGCACGACGACGCGUUGCCCACGGGCCCACCGCAGGAAGCGAGCAGUGGCAGGGAGACCACGACGCGAUCCGGAAGAAGCGGCAGACAACAUGAUCAGAACAGACGGGCGAACAGAGAAGUAGCCGUCAUCUCGAUCGACGAACAUGGAACACUCGAACUCCAGGGAUGGGUCACUGGGUUCGAAGCGGCAUUCAUCACAGCCGGAAACGACAAGUAUUCGUACUACGAAGGUGCGAAGAAGGACGAUAAGACAGGGCAGAUCCCGGACGAGUACCGAGGACACCCAGCAUUCGGGGCGAAGCAUAUGGAAGGGCUGCCAGAUCAUGGACCC
Parathielavia appendiculata is the source of this 372-nucleotide messenger RNA. RefSeq lists its product as uncharacterized. NCBI's taxonomy places the organism in Eukaryota, Fungi, Ascomycota, Sordariomycetes, Sordariales, Chaetomiaceae. The record is from RefSeq and is a predicted model, not a curated record. The transcript has a single exon. The annotation marks the transcript as partial.